Rosa rugosa (rugosa rose) is the source of this 2090-nucleotide messenger RNA. RefSeq names its product protein DETOXIFICATION 29-like. Lineage: Eukaryota; Viridiplantae; Streptophyta; Magnoliopsida; Rosales; Rosaceae. The transcript has 7 exons. The coding region runs from base 168 to 1748 and encodes 526 amino acids. The record is from RefSeq and is a predicted model, not a curated record. Gene Ontology annotation, cellular component: vacuolar membrane. Gene Ontology annotation, biological process: xenobiotic detoxification by transmembrane export across the plasma membrane. Gene Ontology annotation, molecular function: xenobiotic transmembrane transporter activity; antiporter activity.
AAUUUAUAGAACUACUAAAUAUAAUACUAAAAUGGACUCACGAGACACUUAUUUUUUUAUUUUUUUGGACUCACGAAUCACGAUACACUUAGCUAUAUGUAUCAAUCACUACCAAUGCAAAUGCGAAUCCAUUUCCAACACUCGACCUAAGAACUUAACCAGAUCCAAUGGCGGACAAUAGGCAGCCACUUCUGUCCUCGAGAGACGAGGUGGUGCCACCUCCUCAACAUCAGGUGCAUGACCACCUAGAGUCCCUCCCACCCGCAAACCCUUCUUUCAUUUCUAGCAGCACCUUCAAUCCCGACUCCGAUGACAUCCCUCCCAUCAAUGGCGUCCGCGACUUCUUCCGAGAGUUCAAGCGGGAAUCCAAGAAGCUCUGGUUUCUUGCCGGCCCCGCCAUCUUCACUUCCCUAUGCCAGUACUCUCUCGGCGCCGUCACCCAAAUCUUCGCCGGCCACGUCGGCACUCUAGACCUGGCCGCCGUCUCCAUCGAAAACUCAGUCAUCGCCGGAUUCUCCUUCGGCGUUUUGCUUGGAAUGGGGAGUGCGCUCGAGACGCUAUGCGGGCAAGCGUUCGGGGCCGGACAGUUGGACAUGUUAGGAAUCUACAUGCAGCGUUCGUGGGUGAUCCUCAACAUAACCGCCGUAGCGUUGUGCUUUCUCUACAUAUUUGCUCAGCAGAUUCUGUACGGAAUAGGGCAGACGGCGGAGAUAUCAAAGGCGGCGGGGGUGUUCGCUCUCUAUAUGAUUCCACAGCUGUUCGCGUACGCGUUUAACUUUCCGAUAACCAAGUUUCUGCAGUCGCAGAGCAAGAUCAUGGUGAUGGCGGUGAUCGCGGCGGUGGUGCUGAUCAUACACACAGUGUUCAGCUGGCUGCUGAUGUUGAAGCUCGGGUGGGGGCUGGUUGGCGCGGCGGUGGUGCUCAACGUGUCGUGGUGGCUCGUAGUGCUGUCGCAGCUGGGUUAUAUUGUGGCCGGAACUUGUGGUCGGGCGUGGACGGGCUUCUCUUGGAAGGCCUUCCAUAAUCUUUGGGAGUUUGUUAAGUUGUCUCUUGCUUCAGCAGUCAUGCUCUGUUUGGAAGUGUGGUAUUUUAUGGCCUUGAUUCUCUUUGCUGGGUACCUACCCAAUGCAGAAGUUUCUGUGGAUGGCCUAUCCAUAUGCAUGAACAUCUUGGGAUGGACAGUCAUGGUGUCUCUAGGCAUGAAUGCAGCAAUAAGUGUAAGAGUGUCGAAUGAACUAGGAGGAGGACACCCAAGAACAGCAAAGUUCUCACUAGUAGUGGCUGUGAUAUCAUCCUUUUUCGUCGGUGUUCUCAUUUCCGUCAUCCUCAUCAUCUUCAGAAACCAAUAUCCCGCCUUGUUUUCAAGCGAUUCGGAAGUGCAGGCUCUCGUGAAGCAGCUUACGCCUUUGCUGGCAACCUGCAUUGUCAUCAACAACAUUCAGCCUGUAUUAUCUGGUGUUGCAAUUGGAGCAGGAUGGCAAGCUGUUGUGGCCUAUGUGAACAUAGCAUGUUACUAUGUAGUUGGGGUACCUUUGGGUUUACUCUUUGGGUACUACUUUGACUGGGGUGUUGAGGGUAUCUGGAGUGGAAUGCUGAUAGGGACAUGCAUCCAAACUAUUGUCCUUUUCAUCAUGAUUUAUAGGACCAACUGGAGCAAAGAGGCUUCUAUAGCAGAAGACAGGAUAAAGAAAUGGGGAGGCCAAUCAGACAAUCCCAUUGACAAGGAGAGCAACAUUGCAACAACAUAGAAAGAAGUUGAAAAAUUGAAGAACCUAUUGUCUUCAACUCGCGAAAUUGGCAUAGACUAAUUACGAAUUUAUGAGGAAGAAAGUAGCCGUAUCGAAAAUGCAAUUUUUGUUUUUCAAUGUUAGGGCCAAAUCUUCUGCAAGAAUAUGAAGAUAAAUGGCACGAGACCUUCCCAGUCAUUUCGGCAUAUUGGCAGUGAAAGAUGAUUUUGGAGCUAAGUAAGAGGACUUUUAAUCGCUGUAUGACUAUUCCAGUAGGCAUAGAAAAACCAUUGUUCCUAGAUUAAUUGAUCAUCUUUGUAGUUUAUGCUCAUUAUCGAAGUUAUUUACGCCCAUUAUGUACCA